AUGGGAAACACAGAAGGGGCAACACUGGAGGACAUAACCGCCUGCGAGAGUUAUCAGUGGUACAGGAAAUUCAUGACAGAGUGCCCGUCUGGACUGCUCACCUACUAUGAAUUCAAGAAGUUCUUUGGCCUGAAGAACCUGUCUGAGUCAUCAGAUGCCUACGCCAGGUCCAUGUUUUCAGCGUUUGACAUGAACCAUGAUGGCUGCAUGGACUUCAUGGAGUACGUUGCCGCUCUUAGCCUGGUGUUGAAGGGAGAGGUCCAGCAGAAGCUCCGUUGGUACUUCAAACUGUAUGACGUCGACGGCAGCGGGUGCAUUAACCGCGAUGAGCUGCUGCUUAUCAUUACGUCUAUCCGCGCCAUCAAUGGAACGCCCAACGAAGUGUCUGCAGAGGACUUCGCAGACAUGGUGUUCAACAAGAUUGACACCAACGGCGACGGUGAGCUGUCCUACGACGAGUUCAUGGGUGGGAUUCAGAAUGACGAGAUGCUGCUGAGAACCCUAACGCACAGUUUAGAUCUCUCCCACAUCGUCCAGAGGAUCCAGGGAGACGUGCCCUAGCUAAUUUGAAUGCCUCAUUGACUCCAAAUAGACUACACAUGUUGCAACAUGUAAAAGUGCCAACGUGGGAUAUAUGCAGGAGUGUCUUUAGGACAAGCACAUAGUGCUGGGCUCCAUGAGAAGGAGGAGGAACAUGUGUUAAAACCACUGUCACGUUUUCAUGGUUUUGGGUUGACCAGGGAUGACAAUACAUCCAUCCGCAAAUCGUUCACCAUCGUUUCUUGUUCAAGCAGUAAUGUAAACAUUAAAGUGCCUUGCAGUUUCUAGAAUAAUCUCGCCCUCGGUUGAUUUGGUGCAAUAAGUAUGUAAUCCAUGGGAAAAGGCAUUUGAAUGUGC
Messenger RNA from Gadus chalcogrammus (walleye pollock), 897 nucleotides. It is a transcript of the gene guca1ab.2, whose product is annotated as guanylyl cyclase-activating protein 1. Gene Ontology annotation, biological process: visual perception; positive regulation of guanylate cyclase activity. Gene Ontology annotation, cellular component: photoreceptor inner segment; cone photoreceptor outer segment. The transcript has 4 exons. Lineage: Eukaryota; Metazoa; Chordata; Actinopteri; Gadiformes; Gadidae. Bases 1 to 561 code for a protein of 186 amino acids. The record is from RefSeq and is a predicted model, not a curated record. Gene Ontology annotation, molecular function: calcium ion binding; calcium sensitive guanylate cyclase activator activity.